GCGGCGUCGCGUCUAGAUACUUAUUCGUCGUUGCAUUUUUAAUUUCGUACUCAAUUCGGUUCUAAGACUCGGCGCGUGUGCAUCGACGGAAAUCGCAAGUGAGCUGCAGUGUCAUGGUGCUGUUGAAAGUCGUCAAAUAUCUUGUUGGCUGCGUUGUGCGCGUCUGCAAUGAGAUGUCGCAGAAUAUGAGUUCGCUGAAUAAAAUGUUUAAGAAUCAGUUAAUUGAGACUUAUUAGAAAAGUAACAAGCACACACUCGUUUCUAC
Molecule: messenger RNA, 265 nt
Organism: Scaptodrosophila lebanonensis
Lineage: Eukaryota; Metazoa; Arthropoda; Insecta; Diptera; Drosophilidae
Exons: 2
Coding region: 114-236 (40 amino acids)
Source: RefSeq, a predicted model, not a curated record